Anopheles stephensi (Asian malaria mosquito) is the source of this 1438-nucleotide messenger RNA. RefSeq names its product cyclin-dependent kinase 10 (gene Cdc10). Gene Ontology annotation, cellular component: nucleus. The transcript is spliced from 5 exons. NCBI's taxonomy places the organism in Eukaryota, Metazoa, Arthropoda, Insecta, Diptera, Culicidae. The coding region runs from base 129 to 1334 and encodes 401 amino acids. Gene Ontology annotation, biological process: protein phosphorylation; regulation of mitotic cell cycle. The record is from RefSeq and is a predicted model, not a curated record. Gene Ontology annotation, molecular function: cyclin-dependent protein serine/threonine kinase activity; ATP binding.
GUGAUUUGGGAUAAAUGUCAAACGAGAUGUGAAUGUUUUGUUUAUUCGUUUGUUUUGCUCUCGAUACCCGGCUUGGGAGGGAAAAGAUAUUAUAACAAGUGGGAAUUAUUAAAGAAACUCUGUAGAUCAUGGCUUCAGAUUAUGCCGAUUUCCGAGAUCCGAAUCGUCCCGUUCGACGCAAAGGGAUGCUAAUGAAUUUUCGUACCAAUGGGUACGUGGAAAUUCGUCCACAAGAUGUGUAUGGAAAGUGCCGCUACGUAUCGUCAUUCCAGAAGCUGAACAGAGUCGGCGAAGGCACAUACGGCAUUGUUUUUCGUGCCCGCGAUUCUAGUACAAACGAAAUCGUAGCCCUCAAAAAGGUACGCAUCGAUCAGGACAUAUUUAAAGAUGGAUUCCCAAUCAGCGGGUUGCGUGAGAUUCAGAUUCUCAAAAACUGUAACCACGAUAACGUCGUCCGGCUAAAGGAGGUAGUGGUCGGCAACAGUCUCGAAAGCAUUUUCCUGGUAAUGGAAUUUUGUGAGCAGGAUCUUGCCUCGCUGCUCGAUAACAUGGAUACACCGUUUACGGAAUCGCAGGUCAAGUGUAUCAUCAUACAGCUGCUGAAAGGGCUAAAGUACCUUCACUCGAAGUACAUCAUACACCGCGAUCUGAAGGUAUCGAACCUGUUGCUCACGGACACCGGUUGCCUAAAGAUAGCGGAUUUCGGUUUGGCACGGUAUGUAAAUGAUUCGACCAAACCGAUGACCCCCGGGCUCGUAACGCUCUGGUACCGGCCGCCGGAAUUGCUCUUCGGUGCCAAAACGCAAACCACCGCCGUAGAUAUGUGGGCAACGGGAUGCAUUCUGGGCGAACUGUUAAUUCACAAACCGCUCCUACCCGGUUCGAGUGAAAUUUCGCAGAUCGAACACAUCAUUAAUCUACUUGGCACACCGACGACGGCUAUUUGGCCCGAGUUCGAUAGCUUACCCUUGGUGCAAAACUUUACGCUCAGAGAACAACCGUACAACAAUCUGAAGAGUCGGUUUCCCUUCCUUUCGGCGAGUGGGUACGAGCUGCUCAACAAUCUAUUCAUGUACAAUCCAGCCUGUCGGGCUACGGCACGGCAAUGUCUUCUGAGCACAUAUCUGGUGGAACCACCGCUUCCAUGUGAUCCAAAUCUGAUGCCAACGUUUCCCCAUCAUCGAGACAUGAAAAAUACAACUUCAAAUAAACCGGAGGAUCCGCGCAAACGCACCAGUGCACUUUCGAAUCACAAGGCCCCAUUCGACGGAAGCCAGCCACCAACAAUUUCGGACCUGCUCGGUUCACUGAUUAAGAAACGACGCUUCGAUUAGCGUGAAUGAAAAUACCUUUGACUAACAAAUGCGUUGCCCUUUAUUUCGAACUACUAACACCGGUGCCGGUAGAAAUGUAAACAAUCACGAACUACAGGAACGGG